Molecule: messenger RNA, 921 nt
Organism: Staurois parvus
Lineage: Eukaryota; Metazoa; Chordata; Amphibia; Anura; Ranidae
Source: the annotation of a GenBank genome assembly
AUGGCUGUGCUCAGGGGUGUCCUGCGGAGAGAUUUGCACAAGGCGGUCCUGGGACUACGGAACAUGUCGUCUGAGGCAGGACUGGCAUCGUAUAGCUAUGAAACACUGAAAGUCACAGCACCAAGGGAUCACAUCUUUCACGUGGAAAUAAACCGUCCUGAGAAAAGAAAUGCCAUGAACAAAGCUUUCUGGAGGGAGAUGGUCCUCUGCUUUCGUGCCUUAUCAGACGAUACCAGCUGUAGAGCAGUCGUUAUUUCUGGCGCUGGUAAAAUGUUCACGUCAGGUAUUGACCUUACAGACCUUGCUGGUGACUUUUUACAACAUGAAGAGGAAGACACUGCAAGAAUUGCCUGGAAUGUGCGCAAGAAGAUAAAAGAUUAUCAGGAAUCCUUUAGUGCUAUUGAGAAGUGUACAAAGCCGGUGAUUGCAGCAAUCCAUAAUGGGUGCAUUGGAGGAGGUGUGAAUCUCAUCACUGCCUGUGACAUCCGAUACUGCUCGCAGGAUGCCUGGUUUCAAGUUAAGGAGGUGGACGUAGGUCUAGCAGCUGAUGUAGGAGCCCUCCAACGCUUGCCAAGCAUCAUCGGGAACAGAAGCCUGGUCAAUGAGCUGGCCUUCACCGCUAGGAAAAUGAUGUCAGAUGAAGCCUUGAACAGCGGUUUAGUCAGUCGUGUGUUUCCAGAUAAAUCUUCCCUCUUACUUGCCUCACUUGACCUGGCCACUGAGAUUGCCAGCAGGAGCCCCGUGGCCGUUCAGGGAACCAAAAUCAACCUCAUAUAUUCUCGAGACCACUCAGUGCAGGAGAGUCUGGAUUACAUGGCUAACUGGAACAUGAGUAUGCUGCAGACUGAGGACAUCAUGAAGUCUGCACAGGCCGUCUUACAAAAGAAGAGCCCAAAAGAUGUUACUUUUUCCAAACUGUAA